AUGCUCCAUGCCUCCACAACAGAAAGAGGCAGGGAGAAUGGGCGUGAAAAUCGUACCGUUCUAUCAGAUAACUCUGCUACCACUUCUGCUGCUGCCGAUGGUGUUAUUGCUGUUGCUGUUGUUGUUGCUGUUUGUGCUGGCUUUUCUGAUAUGCACAACUGUGCGCCUUUAUUGCUGCAAACCUGUACUCUGCCUCUGCCGUGGGAGCCCAUCAAUCAAGCUCCGUGUCUUCGACGGGAGUUGAGGAAACAACAUUCCGAGGAAGAGAUGAGUCCUGCGAAAGAGUAG
Molecule: messenger RNA, 288 nt
Organism: Protopolystoma xenopodis
Lineage: Eukaryota; Metazoa; Platyhelminthes; Monogenea; Polystomatidea; Polystomatidae
Source: the annotation of a GenBank genome assembly